GCGCGCCGCCCGCCCGGACUGCGGUACCGGGGGUUCUGGUGGGCACCGGCAGCAACCGCCGAACCCCCCCCCCCCUCCCAUCCCCGUAGCCCCCGCCCGGGCUCCCGGGAGCGGCCGCCGCCAUGGGCGGGGAGGAGGAGAUCGUGCGCAUCGCCAGGCGGCUGGACAAGAUGGUGGCCAAGAAGAGCGCGGUGUGCAACGCCACUGUUGAAAUAGGAAAGGAGCAGCUUGGCAGGAUUUGCUUCCCAGCUCCAUUGAGAAAGAGCUUCUGAGCCCAGCGGAUGGUUGCCUGGAGCACCUGUUUAUAUUUCUAGUUUUUGUCUGGAUCCUCCCUCCCCCCUUUUUGUCCCCAGUGGCUCUGAUAACAGAGGCAGGAACCGCCCCGCUGGGUUUGGAUGUGCAGGGCUGGAUUUGAUGGAGCUCCUUUGGAGGAACAGGAAAGGAUGGUGCAAUGGAUUUACUGAAAGAACUGAAAACUAUGCCUAUGACUUUGGACUUACUGCAGUCCACCCGCAUUGGGAUGUCAGUAAAUGCACUGAGGAAGCAGAGCACAGAUGAAGAAGUGAUAUCACUUGCCAAAUCCCUCAUCAAAUCUUGGAAAAAACUUCUAGAUGCUUCUGAGGAGAAGAGUGAGGAGAAGAAGAAAAGCCUGUCCUUGCCAACAUCUUCCUCAAAGGAGACUGGUAACUCAAGAGAGCAAAGCUCCAACAAAAGGCAGGAGCCUCCAAAGACUCCGACCACCCCCAAGAUCACCACGUUCCCCCCAGCACCCAUCACCUGUGAUGCUGUCCGAAACAAAUGCAGAGAAAUGCUGACAACAGCUCUGCAGGCUGAUGAUGACUAUAUUGCCAUUGGUGCUGACUGUGAGCACAUAGCAGCUCAGAUUGAAGAAUGCAUAUACCAGGACGUGAAGAACACUGACAUGAAAUACAAAAACCGCGUGAGGAGCCGCAUCUCCAACCUGAAGGACUCCAAAAAUCCUGAGCUGAAAAAGAAUGUGCUGUGUGGGGCCAUCACUCCUGAGCAGAUUGCAGUGAUGACCUCAGAGGAAAUGGCCAGUAAUGAGCUGAAGGAGAUCAGGAAAGCCAUGACGAAAGAAGCAAUCCGGGAGCACCAGAUGGCCAAGACAGGAGGGACACAGACUGAUCUCUUCACCUGUGGGAAAUGCAAGAAGAAGAACUGCACCUACACCCAGGUGCAGACCCGCAGCUCGGAUGAGCCCAUGACCACCUUCGUCGUGUGCAACGAGUGUGGGAAUCGCUGGAAGUUCUGCUGAUAUGUGCCAUGGCCUGAGAGCAGCAGCCAAACACAGCUCAGAGUGCACCUCCCUCCAGCAGCUCCCACGGCAUUUGUCUUAACUGUGUCCCUGUGAGUUUGCAUUGUCACCAGCUGAGAGAGCAGUCCCUGCCUGGGCCCCACAGGAGAGCCCCAGCUGAGGGCUGACAGGUUGGCAGGAGGGCUCACUAAACACGUUUUUAGUCAUUAUUUUUCUCAUCUAAGCAAGUAAGGUCACUUUUUUUUAUUUUUUAUUUUUUUUUCCUUCUAAACUAAUUAAAUGUUUUUGUCAGUUUCUGACUUUUAUUUGA
Calypte anna (Anna's hummingbird) is the source of this 1586-nucleotide messenger RNA. It is a transcript of the gene TCEA2, whose product is annotated as transcription elongation factor A2. Gene Ontology annotation, molecular function: zinc ion binding; nucleic acid binding. Bases 452 to 1276 code for a protein of 274 amino acids. NCBI's taxonomy places the organism in Eukaryota, Metazoa, Chordata, Aves, Apodiformes, Trochilidae. Gene Ontology annotation, biological process: transcription elongation by RNA polymerase II; DNA-templated transcription. Gene Ontology annotation, cellular component: nucleus. The transcript has 12 exons. The record is from RefSeq and is a predicted model, not a curated record.